GCUGCUGUUGGGGAAGAAAUUACAUUUGCAACGGCAGGAAAUAUAAGGUGUUUUUCAUAAUCACUAAACUCUUGAGUCAAGGAGACUUAGGAUCAAUAAGUGAGGUAGAAGGUGUUUGCUAAAGCAGUAAAUAAAAUACGGGUCCAUUCAUAAGGAUCAAGGUAAUAUGAUUCACUGAUGCCUACAACGUUUAGGGAUAGAAAAAAAAAUAGAUAUCCUAGUCACCUGUUCUUUUUUCCCCUCAAUUUUUUCCAUAUUGCAACAGUGUUGUCCUCACAGCUUGUCCUACAGUAGUUUGGUGGGGUUUUUUGGUGGGUUUUUUCUUUUGUUUUGGGUUGUGUGUAUGUGUGUUUUAAAUCCUGCUUCUAUUCAUCCCUAAGGGAUGGCAGAAGAGUUCAAGUCUUCCUGGUUGAAAACCUGUACUUGACUUGAGUCCCGGGCACUGCAGAACCAUUUCCUGUGAUUGCAGCAGAGAGAGAUAAAAUUCUGCUGUGGUGGGAAUGAACCGAAAUUAGAUCAAAGAUUUCUGGAUAAUUAAUAGUUUCAACCCAAAACCUUUCCUGCUGCUUUUCGCUUGAGUCUACUUUAUUAUUUCUUUUUUUUUUUUUUCUUUUUUUUUUUUUUCUUCUCUUUUUAGGCAAACAGGGCAGUGCUUCGCACAGGAAGCCAAAUUUGCCUAUCAAAAACAACAACGCAAAUUGAAAGCGUGACAAGAGCUUUAACUGCAUUUGCUUCCACUGCAAUUCCCGCGCAAAGCUGUACCACCCCGCAAGCAGAGGGCUCAGGAGAUGCCUCGCUGGCUGAACGCUUCCCCCGCGGACACAUGGCGAGCACAGGUGGACGGAAUUGGCGGAUUUGGAAUGUGAAGUUCUAGCUCUUCUGCCGUGAAGCAGCUCAGCGCCUAGUUUUGGGUUAGGAGCUGGAGAGAAGCCGGCUGGUAGAGGUGACAAUACAGAGAGAGCUCGGGGCUCUGGCACGGCUGCCGAGGUCUCCCGGGGGGCUGCCGAGGGCCCCCUGCUCAGCCCCAUGCGCCUGAUGGAGGACAGGAGCCGCCAGCUCCCGCGCUAUAAAAGCCAGGAGAGGCCCGGGGUGGGGCUGGCGUCAGCGGGAAAUGUCUCCCUGGAAGCAGAUUAGCUUCACAGGAAACCUGUCGUUGACAGCCUGCCCAGUGGGAAAACUCCAAGGAGAAGCUAAGGACAAACAACAUCUCUAAGACAGUCCAUGGGGACUGUACCAGAUCCUCUGAGAUCUGCCAAGCUUUCCCUGGUGUCAAGUUCUGCAGAGGAGGAGCACCUGGGAGACCUGCAGCCUGCUAAGCACCAGAGCCCAGCCCCCCGUGUCGAGAGGGCCAGCAAUGGCUUCCCGUGCACGCCGUCCAGCUCAGCUGGGGUUUGCUUGUUGGACCUGAACUGCACAGGUGCCACCAGCACACAGAGGUGCGAGCAGUGCCACACAGAUGAUGACAGCCAGCAGCAAGCCUUUUCUUCCAGGCUGGCCAGCACAGCUGCAGAGGGGCAUCCUGCAGAUGUAAAGCCUGCUGGUUGUUCCCAGCCAGAGGGCAUCCAGGCACCAGCAGCGCCAGCCCUUGCUGCAGCAGGAGCCCUCUUGGUGGGGCAAGGGCCAGAGAUGAUGCCGGCCCCCCAGAGCUCCCGGCAGUUUGUGCAAGGCAGCCAGGCCAAAACGAGCUCCCUGACACAGAUAGAUGACUCUGCCUUGAAACCUCAGGGAACUGAUGAUCAGCCAGUGCUUGAAGUGUUAAAUUAUUCUUCCCCGGGUGAUCCUGUUGGGGUUAAUCAAUUCUGUCAUACUUCUCAGGCAAACCCUCUGCAAAGAGGAGAAAAAGACAGGGUGGCAGAAAAGAAUGGUUCUGCUGUGUGUCAGUCAGCCUUGCCAGCAAGGCAAACCGAAGCCGACCUGGGGAGAGAUCCGCAGACCAGUCUGGAGGCAAAAAGCGGGACUGCAGACAUGGCACAGUUGCAUCCCCCAGGUAAAACUGGAGCAGUGCAGAGCAGCGAGGCACCAGCCCAGUCUGGCCAUGGGAGUCCACAUCCUGUACACAACCUGGACCCCACACCUGGGAGUCCAAACCCCACCCAGCUCUCCAAAUUCAGAGAAACAGGUACAAUGACGGCUCAACCAGAGAGCAGCCCUUUUACUCAGGAAGCUGUAAGCAGGACAUGGCGGGAUGCUGAGGUUCAGGCCGUGGCUACUGUGGAGAGCAAAUCAGCUUCCACUAGCCCCAGCAUCUUUGCUGCCUUCUUAAAAGGGAAUCCUCCUCCAGAGGAGAAGGAAGAACUGCACAUAAUUUACCAAGGAGGUAUGGGGCUGACCCAGGCUGCACUUACUGAUAGUUUAUCCUCACAACAAAAGUUUCCAUGUUCUCCUGGUAUCACAUCAAAAUCGACUGUUGUGGCUGUAACUGCUUCAGCCCAAACCCAGCCUGUCAAACUGCCCGGGGUCCCAUCUGACAUGGCAUCUCCAGUAUCAGCAGAUAAUGUGAAACCUGUUCUUCCCUGCUCCUCUGCAGCUGUUACAUCCCAAGAAACAUCUGUGGGUAACGCCAAAAUGACCAGUGCAGCUCAUGAUGUCAAGGACACUGCUCAGCUGCCAAAGGAUGCUCCAGUCCCACCAAAGCCCAUCCCAGCUGAGCAACUUGGAGCUGACUCCAGUAAUCAAACUCCAUCACAGUCUGGGACUGGUGCUGGUGAGCCAAGCACCACUUCCACUAAUGCUGUCCCAGGAACCCAGAACAACGUGCGAGAUCUCGUCCCUCAUGCAGGAAGCAGCCGGUCACCUUUACUCUCUGGCAAGGACAGUGAAGUCAAGCAGAAGGAGGUCCUGGGCAGCUCUGACCAAAAGCCUGUACAAAGCAAGGGUGUGAGUCAAGGGAAGGCUAGUGCUAAUCAAUCUGUGGUAAAACCAAAGGAAGAAAACUCGGUGUUGCUUGAUCCUAAAGGAGGGCUGAGUGUUAGCAGCCCUCUCUGUGCAAAGGCAUGCUCACAGGAUGCGGGUGAGAAGGAGAGCAGAGGCCAUGGAGGCCAGUCUCAGGUGGCUGGUGACCAGAACCUGCAGGCAGGACUGACGCCUGAGUUGAGUGUGAGUUCUGCAAGUCUUGCCCCUCCCAUGGCAGCAUUGGCAGCUCCCCAGCAAGAGGGCCUCCGGGCCAGGGAGGCCAGACACGACCUCCACACUGCAGUGAUUUCUGCUUCCUCUCAGGCUGUGCCAAACCUGGGGGAGAACAAAAAGCACUCCACCGCAGCCAUGGAGGCGAAAGUACAGGUGAAGCAGUCCAAACACGUCAGGGAUGUUGUUUGGGAUGAGCAAGGAAUGACGUGGGAGGUUUAUGGUGCUUCCCUUGAUCCAGAGUCCCUGGGAAUUGCCAUCCAGAACCACUUACAGAGACAAAUACGGGAACAUGAGAAACUGAUCCGGGCUCAGAACAGUCAGACCCGGAAAUCCAUUUCCUCAGAUACAUCCUCAAAUAAAAAACUGAAAGGGAGGCAGCACAACAUGUUCCAGUCCAUGCUGCAGAAUUUUCGGCGUCCUAAUUGCUGCGUUCGACCUGCUCCCUCUUCUGUGUUAGACUGACAUGCAGGGGUGCCUAAAUACCUGCAGUGGUGGAGAGAGUCCCUCUGCUCAAGUCCUGCUGUUUGGUUGUGUAUGGGGUUGUGAUGCAACAGUGGAAAAUAAUCCGCCUUUGUUUUCUGACUAGCCACAUGCUCCAUCCUGCCUUUAUUAUUGUCACAGCUGGUGUAUUUCCACGUUAUGCCCCAACCUUGACUGCUGUCAGAUGAAAAGCUAGGCACUUAGCAAAAGCACAAAUUUCAAUUGCCACCUUGCUGCAGGGAGAGCAGCAUCUUCUGAUAAAGAAGAAAGCAGAGGGAUUGUCAGAAUUAUGGGGAUUUAUUUAUGUGCAUUAUGAGGUCUCACUCAAAGAGGGUGGACUAGGGGAAGCUGAGGGAGGUGGAAUUAAGAUUCAACAGCUGUAAAGACCUAACACAAGACAACUUUCCUUGUUUGUAAGUUACCCGUGCUGAGGCAAGUCCAUGAACAGGCUAUGGACGUUGAUCGCUAAGAAGCCUCACUUCUGUUCUUACUGUGGACUGCCCUUCUCAGGUGAGCCACAGGGAGCCUGGUCUUCCCCUCCUGUUGAAAUGCAGAACCAGGCAAAGAAUGAGAAUCAGGACUGAAGGAUUCUCUGUUUGGGAGAAGCUAAAUCAGUAGGAUGUUGAUGGCCAGAAGGGGAGAUGAGAGAGAUGCUUUUUGUCCCCUGCAGUGGCCACUCUUAAGGUAUAAGCCGUGGAGGCACAGGAGAGCGCAUUGGUAGAUGGACCUGCAUCCAGCAGGAUGGUGCCCACCAUUACUCUGGUACUCCUGCCAAGUCUUUAAAAAGCAGGGAGAUAUCCUGCCUCCUCAGGCGAGGUGGGCAGCCCAUGCUCCCAGCCUCCCACUGUGCUGAGCACCUCUCUUCUAAAUCACUCUUUAAAGUGAUGUGGAUCUUUCUUCUCUCUCCAGAGAUGCACAGUAAUGUUUUCUCAUAGCAGCAGGCUUUCCUGUGCAUUAGGGUCCAUGAGCCUCUAUGUCUAGUGUGUUACACUGAUUUUUUUUUCAUUUUUAAGCCCUUAGCCAACUCUACUGGUUUUUUUCAGUGUUUCGGUGCUUUUCUUGCUGCCUUUCAUAACCCAAAUACCAUUUAUUUAGCCUAUGUUUUAUUAUGUUUUAUUUUGUUUUACCUAACACUCUGUAUUAUGAACCAUUAUACUGUUAACUUGAGAAAUUUGCAGCAGUACUGAAAUCUUGAGACAAUCUUUGCUGUAUUUCUGAACUUAGUUGUAGAAACUGCUAAUAAAAGGUAGCUUAGUGACUGUUUCUCCAGAAGUAAGAUAUACAAUAAUGUCUCAAAUACAUGUUGGUCUCAUUUCUCAAUAAUAUUUUUCAACUUGGGAAAUGUGUUUAACAGUAGCUCUGUAUUUUGUCCACUAGAGUUCAUUAUUGGAGGCUGGGGAUCUCCUGCAGUUUGUAGAAAAUUUAGUUACCAAUCCUGCAAAGCACUGAUGAUUUCGAUAUUGUAAUCCUGCAGAGUAUUACAUUUAAAUAGGACAUACUUCUAGUCCAUUAAAGAUUUUUCAUGACUCAUUAUGAUAAUUUAUUUCUGUCUCUAGUACCACACACCUGACUUACUCUGUAGAUCUUACUCUUACAACUUACUCUAAAUCUUACAGGUUUACACUGUGUAAAUGAGUAUUAGUAUCUUUUUUGUUUUGGUUUGUUUGGUUGGUUGUUUGUUUGUUUGUUUGUUUUUUUGUUUGUUUUUCCUGUGAAGUGAACCUGAAGUGGUCCCCAGUUAUUUAGGAGGCCAGACUUCUUGAGUAUAUCAACUGCCAAGCCUUCGUAGUAGCUGUUUGGAGGCAGUUUUUCCCCAGCAGAAAAAUAAAAUACUGUAAGAUACAACAUUUUAACCCAGUGCAAUGAAAAGUGUUGCCCCUAAGCAUAGUACUGAAUUGACUCCUAGUUUUCCUCAGAUGUAUACCAGGGAGCUUUAUGUCUCGUCCAUGUUCAAUUUGUGUAUAUUUCAAGUCCUCUUCUACUUGUGGUGCUGAGUUUUUAAUUCUGAAACACCACAUUAGAGAGUGUCUUCCCACCUCUGCCUACCAGGAGGAAAGUCUCCAAACUUUUUCCUGUUAGUACUGCUGUUUCCACCCUCUUUCUAGCAGUGUCUGAGAUGUGAGUUUCACGUGAAAUUUUGUGUGGGAUUAAUAUUGCCAGUAUCGUUAGGUCAGUUGACAAGUUCAGUGUCUCUUCCCACAUGGUGUCCGUGUCAGCCCUGACAAGGUUCCCUGAGUUGUCUACAGUUUUUGCUGUGUCCUGUAUAGGUCCAAGGCUCUGUGCUGCUCCUUUUGCCUCCCUUCUGCCCCUUCCCUUGCUUGCUGUUGCCCAGCCUGUCUUUGUGUGAAGUUGUGUCCCUUGGCUCAGCUCACAUCCCCAUCUGCGUUCCCCUUGCUGUAGCUGUGAGCCAGCUUACUCUGAACUGUCCCUUUACAAAUAUGCUCAGCCUGAAUAUACAAAUGGAUUGUCCUAUUUUUUUCUUCCAGAGGAGAAUAAACUAUGAGCUAUCACUCGUUCACUGAUUUCCAUGAAUUUUAUCCUUUAGCUUCAGCUCUGCAAAAUAUUUCUAGGAUAUGGGUAUGAGUUGCUUUAAGGAGACCAAACUAGGCUUGGCAAUGAAUGACCAGGAUGCAAGGGCAACACUUGGACUUACUGCUUCUUUGCAAGGAAUGAGAGAUCUUCCCUGGUUUCUUGCAGCUUUUUGCAGUGAGUCUUCAGUAGCUGGUCCACCCUCUCUUCCCCACACCAAAUGACCUUUUUUCCAGGAAAAUCUCACCAGUGCAUUUGUACUACAGGGUGCUGAUGGACAAGUUACUGAGUGAAUGCACCUGAACAACUGCAUGGGCAUAAACAAAACAGCAUGUAAUGCUCAGCCUGUGUUCUGGGCAAAUACGAGUGCAAAGAUGCAAAUUGUCCAUGGCACUGCCUGGUGGCUGCAGAAGUCCUGCAGGCAUUGGAAGCCAAGCAAUAAAGUGCCAAAAGCCAACACAUAAAAAUGAGUCGAUAAUCACCAGCACAUCUCAUGGAAAACAUUUUAGGUUUUGACUGUGCCUUGCUAGGGAAGACUGUAGGCAACCUGCUAGUUUAACACUGGUGAUUAGUGCUUUCUCCUGCAUACAAUGUCUAGGUGACAGUGUGAAUCCUCACUGAUGACACGUCUUUCACCAACAGCAAAACAACCUCAUUGGGGAUAGCAUUUAAAAAAUAUGCAUUUGAGAGGGCUUGUAGCAGCUAAGAAAGGCUGUUCUUGGUGUCAUGUCUGUCUCAGAAAUGAAAAUGUGCUUGGAGUAGUGAUAUGGCAGAGAGUAGGGGGAGAUGAUCCAUGUGCCACCACCCCAUUAUUUUUCUCUGCCCAGUGAUUCAGAAUCACAUUGCAUUAGUUGUAAAGGUAACAACCAAGGAAAUCCAUUUGGGCUAGCAAAAAGAGGGUUCAGAACAGAAAAUUCUUGGUCAUUCCCAAGAGCAAAUCUAUAGGGAAAAAAAACCCCAAACCUGUGUUGCAGCCUAGCCAGUUGAAGUAACUCUUAAAUUAAUUUUUUGCAAGAUGAGAGAUUUUGGGAAACAAGCCCAUUGUCAGGAAACCCUUCCCUGUCUGUCACAUCUUCUAGGAAGGCUGACGUAGCAAGAACCAUUAAUAAAAGCAGUGAAUAAGAAUGGAAGAUUUACUUCUAGAUCCACUUAGGCGGCUUUCCACUCACAAAGGUGAGAAUAAGCAUGUUUCAGUGUUGUGAAUACAAUACUUGAGUUGAAGGAGUAUCUCAUUGCAGGCAAUUUGCAAUAUAGUCCUGGGUGAGGCCGUGAUACCCAUCUGUCUGCAUUUGGUUGGUAUCUGCCAGCUUUGUGUUGUUUGGGCACAAGUGCUGAAGUUCUGCCUCUAUUCUGUUGACUUGGUUUGGAAAAAAAGAGUGGGGAAAGAGCUAAAGGGACAGGAAGGGGAAUAUCUGUGUUCUCCAUUUCAGGAGAAGAAAACAUUCUUUUGAAUACAGAAGAAGAAAUUGCUGAGAAACAUGGGGAGGGAAGGAAAAAAAGAGAAGUAAAAUAAAGUUGGUGUAGGUGCUUCACAAUGAAUUCCCAUCCCUGUCUGUUUUGCCCACUUGUUUUCUGACCUCACAUACUUUUUUAUUUGUUGGCAUCCUAUGUCUUUUAGGAAAAUUACUAUUUCCAAAGGCUAUAUAUUUUGCUAGUAUUUAUAGAAAUAUUCAAAUAGAAUUCAACAAAACGUCUAAGCAGCCAAACUGUUUAUUACUGCCACUAAAACGUAAGAGCUUGUAAAAUGCACCAUUUGAAGAAGUAUAUUGAGGGGAUUCAAAAAAUUGAAUAUAUGCUCUAAAGAUAGCACUAGCUUUUCUCUUGAAUUUCAUUACUAUGUUUAAGUGUUAGAAGCAGAAAUCCAAAUGAAAAUCAGCAUUGAUGAAGAAUUCAAAUUGUCGGCCACUGGUUUUCAGUUUGGAAACUUCAUGGAAUGUACCAUACCGGUGUUUCAUUAGUUAGCACAGUAUAUGCAAGGUUUGUAUGACAGUACAAAUUUUAUUAACUUACUAGCUCCAUUAUCUUGUUCUGUGUCUAUCCUUCUACACCUUUUAAAAAUUAACACAAAAUGCUACCACAACGAAGUCACUUUUGCACACAGUUUGUGGUAAUGGCUGCUCUGAAUGACAGACAACUGAUUGUCAGACUCUGUGGGCUUAGAAAGUUAAGGGCUGUGGUCUGAGGGAAAGUUUUCCCUACACUUCCCUAAUUACCUGUUUCAGUAACCAAUCUCUGCUGGUUUAUUUUUUGGUGUUUCUGUGAUGCCUGUAUGAGUGGUCAGUAUUUUCAGUUGUCCCAAAGACAUGCAGGUAGAUCUUCACCUGCACACUAUGAACACACUAUGAAAUAUCUCUGGUGCCAUUGGAUGCUGUGGUGUGACCUGAAGGGCAGAACCUGUAACUUGAACUGGCUUCAAUAUUCUCUUAGGGGCCUAAAUUAUCCCACUUGAGUCACUGUGGGUGUUUAAAAGGAAGACUGAAGAAUAUAUUACAGCUGAAUUGAGCCAAACUGAUUUUUUUUUUUAACUCAGAUUUAUUGUUUUUUCUGCUUUGUGUUUUUCUGAGCAGCUUUUCCCUCCUAGAGUUUAUAGUGUGGAUUUUGCAUCAAAUCCUGGCAAAGAAGGUUUUACAAAGUGAAACCUGCUUUUUAUCAUUCAGGCUUCUUUAAAGAAAAGCAAUGUUAUUACUGAGCCAAAUCACACAGAGAGGAAUAUUGUUCCACUAGGAAAACUUUUGAUGUUGGUAAACUUAUGUGUGUGUGUCCCUAUUUAAAAGACAAGUACAUAUGUACAGGUCUCAUGCGUCACUCAUGCUCUAAUAUGAUUUUUUUCCCUCUGCUCUUUUGAUUGAAUGCUAGAGGCUUAGCAUUUUCCACAACCUUGAGGCAAGUUUAAAUCUUUUUCUGGUCUCUAAAAACCAGACUGUGGGUCAUAAGAAGCAUCUGAUGUCCUUAGGAAUAGAAUCACGUUAACUAAUCCCCAUUUGAAAUAUCAGACCUCAAAUUUUUGUUAGCUUUCUCUUAAGACUGACACUCUUUGGAGUAGAAAUAAGUGACAAAUCUGCCUGCAAAGUCUCCAGCAGCUGUCUGCUGCAGAAUAUCAGUCUCACAGAUACUUCUCUGCAAUAAGCAGCUCUGCAAUAAGAGGUGACCCUUCUGCUGGAGGGUCCUCCUGACACUUCCCUUAACUCAGUUCACAAUCAAUAGUUUCAAGUACAUCAGAAGCAAGUUUAGACACUGCCCUGAGGAAUUUCCAUGAAAUGGAAGAGAACCGUUUGUGUGUUUAUGGCACAUAAAAUCACUAAGUUGUGAAGUAAAGGUCUCAGUGACAAGAUUAUUGGGAGUUUCUGCCCAGAAUUAAAGGUAGGGAGUGUAUCUGAACUUUUAAUUUCAAAAAAACUAUGGCCAUGAGCCAGACAGCAUCAGAAGAAAACCAACUUGGAGGCUUCUAACAACUGAUAUUAUUGUGGCUUUAUUAAUUUUAUAGUUACACUGAUUGAAUGUGAUGUACUGUACAAAGUAAAGCUAGUCUUAGGCUACCAGAUGUACCAUGGCAUUCAUUUGAGACAUACCAACAGAAGUUUGCAUGUGAAGUUUUAAAGUGAUAACUAAACCAAUGUUACCCACCUGACUGAGUCCCUUAGGAAUUUAAUGUUUUCCUGUUUUACAUCUGGUUUCCAUGCUGAGUACAAUAAAAUGAACACUGUCUUAAUUA
This is a messenger RNA of Prinia subflava (tawny-flanked prinia), 9847 nucleotides long. RefSeq names its product GPRIN family member 3 (gene GPRIN3). The record is from RefSeq and is a predicted model, not a curated record. Lineage: Eukaryota; Metazoa; Chordata; Aves; Passeriformes; Cisticolidae. The transcript has 2 exons. Gene Ontology annotation, cellular component: plasma membrane. Gene Ontology annotation, biological process: neuron projection development. Bases 1222 to 3588 code for a protein of 788 amino acids.